Messenger RNA from Brassica rapa (field mustard), 1720 nucleotides. RefSeq lists its product as uncharacterized. The record is from RefSeq and is a predicted model, not a curated record. Lineage: Eukaryota; Viridiplantae; Streptophyta; Magnoliopsida; Brassicales; Brassicaceae.
CCAUUUUACAAUUAAGUAGUAUCCCUAUAGCGGGCCUCGUAUGGGCCUAAAUGUGGGUCCAUAUAACAUUCAAUGGACCUGCGACAUUGCCAUUUUUAAUCCAAACCUGACCGUUGAUAACUAUCUGAAAGAGAGGUUAGUUUAGGCUGUUUAGCCGGAUACACACUAUGCGGUUGAGAUAUCUUAGAAAUAAGAACUAUAUACUAUAACAGGGAUAAAUAGACUAGCAACCAACUUAUUCCUUGUCACCAAUCUAAUCAUUGUCGGUUACGUGUUUAUAAAUAUUUUUGGACCAUUGUCUCUUUCUUAUUGUUCUUCUCUCUCCUUGCUAAUGUCACAUUUGCCAGGGCUGCCCAAAAUAAUUAUAGAUUAUACUCUUCUCAACUACUUCUAGUUUUGUUACAAUUCAUGAAUUAUAUGACUUCCAAAAUCCAAUCAUUGGACAUAAAUCUCCAUAUAUUCCAUUGAUACUUCUUUAUAGUCAAAUUUAAAUCAUUAGAAAAAUCUUUAGUAAAAACGUCGUUUGUUUGAUCUCAAUUCCAUUCUUAAAAUCUUUCCCUAUAUAUCCGAAUACAUUUUCUUACUAAUAGCAACAUUCAUUCAAAAAUGCAUGCAAGGUAAAAUAAAUUCCGAUAUAGCGUUAGUAAAAAUAAUAAUUGUGGGUUUUAUCUAAGCCUACAUAAUUCAUUGUAUAUAUAUUAUGUGUUUUUGUUAUAGAGUAACUUAAAAUGUAAUCAUUAUUUUAUUAAAGACAAAAAUGAAGCAUUAUAAACUCAGCAAAAGUGUAAACAUAUAAUCUCGUCUAUAAGAAAAGAAAUCUUGUAGGAUUCAAUAUUUGCCGAAAUGUAACUAAUUCACACACCACACCAAAAUAUGUAUUUGUCUUCUUUUGUAACAUCAUCGUCACACCCUUAACGGCGUAGGUCCAUGUACAGGGCGUAGGUCCAUGUACAGAGCAUCUGUUUAUGUGGUUUAACAUGAGCUGCUCAUUUAAGCAGAGUUGUGAUAUUUAUGGGUUUUAAAUGAAAACACAGAAUAAAACCAUGUGCUUUAAGAAUCUUUCACACUCUCUCUAUCUUUAUAUAACCACAUGCCUUCUCUUCAACAUCAUCAUCAUUACAGUGUUUCCUUAUCCCUACCCUUCGAAGCAAAAACAAAACUCCUUCUGUUCUAUUCAUCACUAUUGCUCUAAGACAGCAUCAAAACACUAUCUUUUAUAGAGCCAAAGAUGCUGCAGAUUGUUGGCAAGUAUAGGUGGAGACAAUCAUGUCGUUACAAGAAGCUAACGAAUCAACAUGAAAACUUGACUGCAUUGCCACCACCAACAACAAGGUCGACUAAAAGGCAGAACUCGGGGAAGAAGAGCGAGAUUCGAGCAAAAGGGUUUAGACUAAACCGAUCAAGAAAGCUGGUUCUUAAGGCAUUAGCAUUUCCUAGAAGGUUAUUUAACAUGUAUGUGCGUAUCACAAAUAAGAUGAACAGAGAAGGUUUGUAUCCUAAUCUUGUUUUUUCUUCUCAUUGGGGUUUCCCUCUGAACUCAAGAGGUGGGUUCUGUUAGAGAGAAGAGGUCUGCUUCUGAUUAAUCAUACAAAGAAUGAUACAUAAAAUUGUGAAGGCAAUGAUUACAUUACUUACAUACAUACAAUGUUCUUGUAACUUGCCAUGUUUAUUGAUUUGGAGAAUAACUGAAACAGAGUUCAGAGUUUGUUCUUUCUUAAUA